This is a messenger RNA of Rana temporaria (common frog), 2505 nucleotides long. It is a transcript of the gene RIPK4, whose product is annotated as receptor interacting serine/threonine kinase 4. Bases 99 to 2231 code for a protein of 710 amino acids. Lineage: Eukaryota; Metazoa; Chordata; Amphibia; Anura; Ranidae. The transcript is spliced from 8 exons. Gene Ontology annotation, cellular component: cytoplasm. Gene Ontology annotation, biological process: protein phosphorylation. The record is from RefSeq and is a predicted model, not a curated record. Gene Ontology annotation, molecular function: ATP binding; protein kinase activity; protein binding.
CACAGAACACACCUUAAUUACCUGGGCAGGGAGACACAGACAGCAAACAGAUCUGCUGGAGAGAGGGGAGAGGAGAGGACGCAGCAGCCUGCAGUACCAUGGACAAGGAGGGCUCUUCCCCAUGGGAUAUGGGGCUGCUCAGGACCUUUGACUCCAGGGAGUUCUGUGGUUGGGAGAAGAUUGGAUCUGGGGGAUUUGGACAGGUUUAUAAAGUCAAACAUAUCUCCUGGAAGACCUGGCUGGCCAUCAAGUGUCCUCCCAGCCUGCAUGUGGAUGAGAAGGAGCGUAUUGAGCUGGUUGAGGAAGCCAAAAAGAUGGAGAUGGCCAAGUUUCGUUGCAUCUUGCCCGUUUAUGGGAUCUGCAGUGAACCCGUUGGUCUGGUCAUGGAGUAUAUGGAGACUGGUUCCUUGGAAAAGCUAUUGGCCUCAGAGCGCUUGCCGUGGGACUUGCGGUUCAGGAUCAUCCAUGAGACUGCAGUGGGAAUGAACUUUCUCCAUUGCAUGAACCCACCAUUGCUCCACCUGGACUUGAAGCCAGCCAAUAUUUUGCUUGAUGGACAUUAUCAUGUCAAGAUCUCAGAUUUUGGCCUUGCCAAGUGGAAUGGCUUAUCCAAUUCUCAUGAGCUGAGUUUAGAUGGUAUCUGUGGGACCAUUGCCUACCUCCCACCGGAGCGUUUCAAGGAGAAAAACAAGAACUUCGACACCAAGCACGAUGUCUACAGUUUUGCAAUUGUGAUUUGGGGAAUCCUUGCACAGCAGAAGCCUUUUGCAGAUGAGAAGAAUAUUCUGCACAUCAUGGUAAAGGUCGGAGGUGGUCUGCGGCCCGACUUGGCGCUCAUUCCAAGGGGGAGACCGCAGCAGUGUGACAACAUGAUCAAACUAAUGCAGAGAUGCUGGAGAGAUAAGCCCAGGGAACGGCCAACAUUUCAAGAGAUUACCUCAGAGACAGAGCUGCUGUGUACAAAGCAUGAGGACGAAACCUGCUCCAUGUCUAGUGCAGAGAACCUGGCAGAAGCCACCCAAGACACAAAAUCUGAGGAUGUGGUCUGCCAAUCAGAACCCAAGAAAAGUCCCACUCCAGUGUUUGAUAAAGACUACAGCCUCUCUGAGCUGCUCUCCCAACUGGAUUCUGGAAUCUCCCAGACCAUGGAAGGACCUGAGAGUCUUUGUCACAGCGAGUCCGAUCCUCAACUGGCAACCAGCGACAAGCGUCUAUCUGGAAUCUCCUCUAUUGACUCUGCCUUUUCCUCCAGAGGCUCUCUCUCCCUGUCCUUCGAUAGAGAGGGUUCUGUAACAGAUCUUAGCACCACCGAGAUCCAGAAGAAGAAGCUGAUUGAUGCAAUUGUAUCUGGAGACAACCCAAAGCUACUGAAGAUUCUUCAGCCUCAGGACGUUGAACUGGUUUUGGAUGGAAGGUCCACCCUCCUUCAUUUGGCCGUUGAAAAUGGACAGGAGGAGUGUGUGAAAUUACUACUUCUGUACAAUGCCAGCCCUAACAUGACCAACUCAAAGGGCUCCACCCCACUCCACAUUGCCGCUGAGAAAAAGUUGAAAAGCAUUGUGGAGCUCCUCCUUUCUAAAAAGAUAAAUCUCAACGCUAAAGAUGAAGAUCUGUUCACUGCUCUACAUUUCUCAGCUCAGAAUGGAGAUGAAUCCAUAACGCGUCUCCUCCUAGACAAGAAUGCUUCGCUCAGUGAGGUUGACGGCAAAGGCCGAACGCCCCUACACGUUGCUUGCCAACAUGGUAAAGAAAGUAUUGUCCGUAUCUUUCUUCGACGAGAUGCCGAUGUUGGCGUAAAAGGACUGGAAAACUGGGCAUCCCUGCAUUACGCCUCUUGGCAGGGCCACCUAAGCAUUGUGAAGUUACUUGCAAAGCAGUACAAGGCCAACCUCAACACUCAGACUUCUGAUGGAAGAACCCCUUUGCAUCUAGCUGCACAGAGAGGUCAUUACCGAGUGGCUCGGAUCCUUGUUGAGCUUGGCUGCAAUGUGAACCUUCCAAACGCACAACUAAAAACCCCCUUGCAUAUCGCAGCCGAGACUGGCCACACCAGCACAGCGAGGCUUCUCAUCCACCAUGGUGCCAACAUUAACGCUACCACUAUCGAAGGCUACACCGCUCUUGAUCUAGCCAGUCAUCAUCGCCAUUAUUCUGCUGUCCAACUUAUCAUGGAUGAAAAAUCAAAUAUUAAAUACGAAGAGGAAUCCAUUGUAUUUGUGGAAAAUGUAUGAGGAGUUAUUUUUAUUUUUUUUAAAAACAUUGGCCUUGUUUGAACCUUGGCAAGAUCCUGAUUUGGAUUGCAAGCGUAAGCAUGCGCUUCUGAUUUGCAUGGAUGUUAAUCUUUUGGGUGCUCCAGUGCAAAACAAACACCGAUGACGUCCAAGCAAGCCUUCAGUGGUCAUCUUUUGACAAACCUUUCCUAUUGGAAGCCAAGUUUUAAAAAUGACAACGUAUAAUUGUGGAUUUUGUUGCAUCUUUAAUUCAACGAGAGAAGGAAACGAACCA